Molecule: messenger RNA, 1145 nt
Organism: Phanerochaete carnosa HHB-10118-sp
Lineage: Eukaryota; Fungi; Basidiomycota; Agaricomycetes; Polyporales; Phanerochaetaceae
Exons: 5
Coding region: 1-780 (259 amino acids)
Biological process (GO): protein phosphorylation
Molecular function (GO): ATP binding; protein kinase activity
Source: RefSeq, a predicted model, not a curated record
AUGAAGGGUGCGGUGCAUACAGAUGUGCACCCGCACAAUAUAUUGAUCCAGCCUAAGGAGAGUGCCGAAACAGCUAUCGUGGAGGCUUUUUUGAAAGGCCUGGAUCCCGCAGCCGACAACGUCGGUCCCGUGCCUUUUCCCAAGGUCGAGACUAAGGAAAGGCUGUUCGUCGCGUUAACGGAUCUGGAGAGCGCACAUCUCAUCACCAACAGCGACAAACAUCACUUCAUGAUUCAGCCUCAUCACCUGCGUGCCCUAGAGGUAAUCCUGGGCGCACAAUGGGGCCCUGCAGCCGACAUUUGGAGCUUGGGCUGCCUCAUUUACGAGUGGGCGACCGGUGGGCUGCUCUUUAAAUACGAUGCCGCAAAGGGCGAUCCACAAGAGAUUCUCGGCCAAAUGGUUCGAAUCCUCGGAGACCUUCCCCCGGACCUGGUGGCAAAGGGCCGCCUCGCUAAAUCAUGGUUCAGUACCGACGGUGCUCUCAAAUCAUCGCCGAAGGACAUUGGCCUCUCCUUGGAGGCCAUGACCGUCUUCAAUCUUCUAGAAACAACUGAUUACGAACCGCCGCUCCCCGACGACUUCGAUGACCACGAACUGGCAAGCUUCAUCCAUUUUAUUUGCCAGAUGAUUUGCCUCGACCCCCAGGAGCGCUGGAGCGGGAUGGAUCUUGUCGGACACCCGUGGCUACAUUCCGCCCUUGGGUGGAUCAUCGAAGUUAUGGAAAGGAAAGAGGCGGAGCGGAGUGCAGAAAGAGUUAUCAACGCUCCGAGCAGCGACUGAUGCUCAUCAUGUAAGACGUGUAUUACACUUCGUAGGGAGUAAAAACUUGGGUUGAGAUAUCACGGACUUGAGACAAUAGUAACGAUAAAAUGAGGUUGAUUAUCGUGGCGGGCACGUAGUAUCCUUGCGUGCCAUAUUUGAAAGAUGCAGAGUGAGAGACAAAGGCCAUGUAGCGCAUGCAGUGUCAAUACACCGGGAACCAGGGAGUAAGAGCAGAUCCAGAGAGCAGUCACAUAGAAUCGUGAGACGUCAUACGAUGAGAUCCUAAGCAGCUCACGGAAUAACGACAUCGUUCACUGCGCCUUGCUACUAUCGAUGCAGUCUAAGCAGGCGAUCAAGUGGCUGCAAUCUGAAUGAGCCUACGG